AUGGGAUCAGCUGAAUCAUAUGUAAAAAAUGAUGUUUAAAUUCCUGAUUGGUCAAGGUACUGUCCUACUUGUGGAAGCACAGGAUAUAUAUAAUCUCGUGAAUUAUGCUCAAAUUGUAAUGGUCAAGGUUAUGUUUUUGAAAAAAAUUACCAAUCUCAUGGAGGAGUAUGCUCAAAUUAUGAAAAUACUAAAUGCUGUAGCUAUUGCCAUGGUAAAGGAGAAUCUAGAGAAAGAGAGCCUUGUAAGGAUUGUUGA
Tetrahymena thermophila SB210 is the source of this 255-nucleotide messenger RNA. RefSeq lists its product as hypothetical. Lineage: Eukaryota; Ciliophora; Oligohymenophorea; Hymenostomatida; Tetrahymenidae. The transcript has a single exon. The record is from RefSeq and is a predicted model, not a curated record.